CCAGGCUCCUGGUAGAAAAACACCGUAGGCUUAGGUGAGGAGAGCGGGCUCUUUAAAAAAAGUCAAGGGCUGCGCUGAUUGGCUGAGGAUCGGAAUCCACUGUCACGGCUAGCUAAUCUGGGAGGCGAGGCCGGGUUCCUGACGCUGUCUAAAGGAUCCCAAGCCUGAAGGCCUCUGCCACCAUUACCCAGUCCUCGCGUCUCCGCCGCCCGCUACCGAGUCACGAUGGGGUUUAUAUUUUCAAAAUCUAUGAAUGAAAACAUGAAAAACCAACAGGAGUUCAUGCUUAUGAAUGCUCGACUUCAGCUGGAAAGGCAGCUAAUAAUGCAGAAUGAAAUGAGAGAAAGACAAAUGGCCAUUCAGAUUGCUUGGUCUCGGGAAUUCCUAAAAUAUUUUGGAACAUUUUUCGGCAUUGCAGCCAUCUCUUUAACAGCUGGAGCAAUAAAAAGGAAGAAGCCAGCCUUCCUCUUCCCUAUCGUUCCAUUAAGCUUUGUCCUUACCUACCAGUAUGACUUGGGCUAUGGAACCCUUAUACAAAGAAUGAAAGGUGAAGCUGAGAACAUACUGGAAACAGAAAAGAGCAAGUUGCAGCUGCCAAAAGGAAUGAUUACUUUUGAAACCCUUGAAAAAUCCAGAAGGGAACAAAGUAAAUUCUUCAUAGACAAAUGAAAUCAUGUUUACACACUGAAUCUUAAAACACAGAAUUGUUGACUUGAAUCAUGGUUUUUACAACUUUUUCAAUGCUCAAGAUUUUGAUAUGGAUUUUAUUUUAAAAUGUUAAAAUGCAAGAUCUGUUUUGUUAAGCUAUUUUAAAAUAAAAUUUAUAACUAUCAACAAAAAAUGGAGGUACUCUAACUUUCAGAUUUCCUAUGUAUGUAUAUUACAAAUAUCUAAGUGCUAAAUUAAUAAACCACAUUGUUUCAAAUUCCUGAA
Hipposideros armiger (great roundleaf bat) is the source of this 933-nucleotide messenger RNA. RefSeq names its product plasminogen receptor with a C-terminal lysine (gene PLGRKT). The record is from RefSeq and is a predicted model, not a curated record. Bases 226 to 669 code for a protein of 147 amino acids. The transcript is spliced from 5 exons. Gene Ontology annotation, biological process: positive regulation of plasminogen activation. Gene Ontology annotation, cellular component: plasma membrane. NCBI's taxonomy places the organism in Eukaryota, Metazoa, Chordata, Mammalia, Chiroptera, Hipposideridae.